AUCAGUGCUAUUUAUAACUUCAUGCUAGCGAAAGCGGACAGACUAACAGCUGGCCAUCGCUCUGACAGCCCUCCGUUUGGCCAGAGCCCCCCAGUCCUGCUCAGAGAGAAACCCAGCACAGAUCCAGACUGAGCUCUCGACACAACCUGACACGGCGCAGACAGCAUGUCUCGGCACACUCUGAUGUCAACACAGGAGAGGAAAAAGCAGGCGGCUGCUAUUUGUAGAGAGAUCCAUGCCACUGAUGAACCAGAGAUGGAUCUAGGGAGGAAAAUUAGCGCACCGAAGGAGAUCAUGUUGGAUGAACUUUCCUUAGCAUCAAACAGGGGCUCCCGUCUGUUCAAGAUGCGGCAGAUGCGCUCAGAGAAAUACACCUUUGAAAGUAUUCAGAAUGAAGUCAACACACAGCACAAUAUUGAUGCCAUUUCUCAGGGCGCAAGUGCUAAAAUGACAAACAUUUUAAAUAAUGAACACUGUCUUGGGGAUGACCAGGUACCAAAUACACUUAACCCUGAGACUAUUGCCCCAGGUUACGCUGGUCCCUUGAAGGAUGUUCCAGCAGAGAAGUUCAACUUUACAGCAAUGCCCAGAUCCUACCAGUCGCCCUGGGAACAGGCCCUCAUCAGUGACCCCUCUCUGGCCGAAACGCUGGUCGCCCGCAUGCCUGAGCCCCAAACCAGACAAGAGAUUCCCCAAUACAAGAGCUUCAACAGGGUGGCUAUUCCAUUCGGUGGUUUUGGCAAGGCACCCAAAGUCCCUGUUAAACCUGUGGAUGUGAACCCCAGCCUCCCCAGUCCUGUGAUCGCAGCACCCGCGGGGGUUAAACGGCCCACCUUCAACAGAACGGCCUCGGGCUGGGUGACUGACAGCGCCCCCUUGAUGCUUCCCAGCAUCCCCCUUGAGCCCAUAUCAUCAAUGUCUUCCACAUUUAUCCCCGAGUCAGAUGAACUCUGAGUGUUAUCCUUAUCAUUGUGAGCUUGAUUGUCACUGGAAUAUACAUUACUGGUUAAAUGUUUGGACUAAUUAAAAUGUCUUAUUGUUUUUGAAAGAAGCAAGGCUGCAUUUAUUUGAUUAAAAAUAGAGUAAUAUUUAGAAAUUUGCAUUUUUUUGUCAAAUUUAAAUUAUUUCUGUAUCCAGAACAGAAUUUUCAGCAUUAUUACUCCAGUCUUCAGUGUCACAUGAUCUUUCAGAAAUCAUUAUAAUAUGCUGAUUUGCUGUUCGGGAAAUAUUUUUGAUUAUUAUCAGUGUUGAAAACAGUCGUGCUGCUUAAUAUUUUGUGGAAGCUAUUAUACAGUUCAAAUGUAAGAGAAAGAAAGAAAGAAAGAAAGAAAGAAAGAAAGAAAGAAAGUCAGACUUCUCUUCAGCAAAGAUGCAUUAAAUACUGUUUAAAUUCUAUCUAUCUUAAAAAAAAAUUAUCAUGGUUUCUACAAAAAUAUGAAGAAGGACAACUGUUCUUUGAAAAUUCAGUUUUUCAUCAAAGGAAUAAAUUACAUUUAUAGUAUAUUCAAAUAAAAAACUAUUAUUUUAAAUUCUAAAAAUACUUCACAGUAUCACUGUUUUUACUUUAUUUUUGAUCAAAUACAUACGGCCUUGGAAAUUACAUUAAAAACCUUUAAAAAUCUAGAUUAAAUACACAAUCAGAAAAAAAGAGGUACAAAAGCCGUCACUAGAGUGUUAUCUUUUCAAAAGAUUCACCUGUGUACCUUAUUUUACCCUAAAUGUGUGUAUUAGUACCUCAAGGAUACAUAUUAGUACCGUUUCAAAAGAUAUUGGCCCAGUUUUUUUACCUUUAUUUCUGAGAGAAUACAUAGUAAAUGUAGCAUAUUGAAAACGUAAGACUCUCAAGUAAGGCUAUUAAAUGGUAUAGUGAUUGAUUUUUGCUCUUUGGAUUAUUGGAAGUGUCUCCUAAUGUUGAUCUAAUACCAUAUCUCUAAGCUAAAUGUAACCCAAAGACUAGAAGAGCUUGCCAUUAAGCCCACCCAAACCUGUAAAUAUGUAUUUAUAAAGGGCUGACAUCAAUAUUUAAUUAAAUUAUUGAAUAAACAUAAAGCUAAAUGAACUUAUGUUUCAAAGCUUUAAAUGUAGUAUUUGGCAUAAAACAACAUAUUUUCAAAAUGCACUAUAGAGGUCAAUUAAAAUCCAGCAGUGCGUGCCUACUGUAUGCUUGUGUCCGUUCUCUCACUAUCAAGGUCAGAGUCUCCAGGGCGACAAAUUGAAUCUGUUUUCCUGAUGCAGCUGAGAUGAGCGAUGAGUCCCUUAGCUUUCGUAAAGCUGCUGUCUCUUGCUUUCUAUCAGACAGGCGCUGAUGGGCACCGCUCACGUCCGUCACUGCUCAACUUCAGCCUGUUUAGCCUCAGCUGCGUCUGUACCUAACAUUAAACAGAUGCAAUGGAAUAAAAAGGAAAAUGUGUUGAAAUUUUUUUUUUUCAUUGCCUACAAUGCUCUCUGGGAUACGUGACUCUGGUUGAUUGACCUUUGUCCUUAAAACCUAUUUCUUAGUUUUAUGUUUCUCUCUAUCAUCUCACAUAAUAAAACAAUUUAAAUACACAUCAA
Carassius gibelio (silver crucian carp) is the source of this 2553-nucleotide messenger RNA. Its product is annotated as myozenin-2-like. The record is from RefSeq and is a predicted model, not a curated record. The transcript is spliced from 6 exons. NCBI's taxonomy places the organism in Eukaryota, Metazoa, Chordata, Actinopteri, Cypriniformes, Cyprinidae. The coding region runs from base 166 to 954 and encodes 262 amino acids. Gene Ontology annotation, molecular function: FATZ binding; telethonin binding; actin binding. Gene Ontology annotation, cellular component: actin cytoskeleton; Z disc.